Molecule: messenger RNA, 1056 nt
Organism: Daldinia caldariorum
Lineage: Eukaryota; Fungi; Ascomycota; Sordariomycetes; Xylariales; Hypoxylaceae
Product: carbohydrate esterase family 5 protein
Exons: 2
Coding region: 1-1056 (351 amino acids)
Molecular function (GO): hydrolase activity
Source: RefSeq, a predicted model, not a curated record
AUGCCGGAUCUUCGACGCCGGGCUUUGCUAAUAUUAUCGGCGGCGGCGGUCGCUUUAGCGCAGGAGACGGGCGCGGACGCGUGCACCGACGUCCACAUCUUCCUGUCGCGCGGCAACAACGAGCCGUACCCGGGGCGCCAGGGGAAGCUCGUCCAGGCCAUCUGCGCGGGGCUCGAGAGCUGCGACUACGAGGACGUCGCGUUCAACAACGCCCUCGAGGUCGAGUAUUGCGGCGCCGUGGAGGAAGGCCGGAAAGCUGGUGUCGAGCAGAUAACCGCGUAUAACAAGAGGUGUCCGCGCGCGAAGCUCGUCGUCAGCGGUUACUCCCAGGGCGCGCAUGUUCUGGGCGAUAUCCUCGGUGGCGGCGGCGGUGUUUUCUUCCAGGGCUGCACGACGCCUACUACCCCGGGUUUAGAUCCGGAUUCAGCUCCCGGGCGUGCCGGUAAGUUUGGAUCCCCUAACCAUCUCCCGUAUAACACGCUGGAGGGCGCCCCGUUCAACGGGUUAUUUCCCCGGGGCGGCGCGCAACUUGAAGGCCUCCACAACUUCGCAGGAGUACUCCGAGACUGGUGUCAAGGGGAUGAUCCGAUUUGCGCGCAGGGCGAUGGUAAACGAGCGUAUAACGUUGAGCAUCACUUGAAUUAUUUCGACGUGUACUCCGACGCAGCUGCAGAAUGGGUCAAAUCGAUGUUAGGCGACGCUAGUACGCCGUCGCCGUCGUCUAGUUCUACGACAGAAUCUAGUAAAAUUACCCCAUCAUCCUCAAGUGGCCCGAGCACGUCGUCUAUUGAGGAGACAAGUUCUUCGGAAGUAACAACAACCACCACUACGACAUCGGGAACGCGGAGCACGUCUAUCUCAUCGGAACUUGUGAGUUCCAGUUCUCCGUCUACAACUCACACUUCGACGCCACUUCCAGAAGCUACAAAUACAGACGCUCCUCCUACGCCGACAACGUCAUCUACGAGCCAUGAAGGAAGCGCUCGAGGUCACCGGGGCUUUAAAGGGCAUAUUGGAUUAUCCAUAGUAUCUUCGUUUCUAUUUGUGAUAGCUUAA